Gadus macrocephalus (Pacific cod) is the source of this 2538-nucleotide messenger RNA. Its product is annotated as E3 ubiquitin-protein ligase TRIM39-like. The record is from RefSeq and is a predicted model, not a curated record. Lineage: Eukaryota; Metazoa; Chordata; Actinopteri; Gadiformes; Gadidae. Bases 305 to 1930 code for a protein of 541 amino acids. Gene Ontology annotation, molecular function: zinc ion binding; protein binding. The transcript is spliced from 3 exons.
AAGGAAGAGAACACACAGCGAAUAUGAGGUAGCCUAGACAGUUCAUGAAUGUGCCCACGUUCAGGUUGAAACGUCAGGGAACUGUGUGUCCGUGGGGGCGGAGCCAGGUGUUAGGGGAGGAGCCAGGUGUUAGGGGCGGAGCCAAAUGUAAGGGGAUUAGAGGAGAGAAUGUCUUGCUCACGAAACAAAACUUAACAUUCAUAGAAACCAAAACCAACCGACGUGGAAGCAGUUCUCUCUUUCAGGAGUAAAAUAAAACGCAGUUUGGAACAAAUUGUCUGACAGACAGAAAACAUAACAAGGAAUGGCCUCUGCUAACACUUCCUGGUCUGAGGAGGACUUUUCAUGUUCCAUCUGUCUGGAUGUGUUCAGCAGCCCGGUUACCACACCGUGUGGACACAACUUCUGCAGAACCUGUAUUACAAAGUUCUGGGAUGACAUAGUCAAGUACAAAUGUCCUGUUUGCAACAAGAUUUUCGACACAAAACCUGAUCCACAGGUCAAUACCCUCUUAUCAGAGCUGGCUGUUCAGUUUAGAACAACCGUACGAGUUAAAGAGCAGCCUUGUUUUGAAACGGCAGAAGUUCCCUGUGACGUCUGUACUGGGACCCAGCAGAAGGCUGUGAAGUCCUGCCUAGUGUGUUUCACCUCUUACUGCCAAACCCACCUGGAGCCACAUCAGAGAGUCGCUCGCCUGCAGAAACAUCGGCUGGUCGAGCCUAUGGACCGUCUGGAAGACGGGAUGUGUAAGAAACACAACCGACUUCUGGAGCUCUUCUGCCAGACUGAACAGGUGUGUGUGUGUCUGUUGUGCACAGAGACAGACCACAAGUCCCAUCCUGUUGUACCUCUGAAGGAGGAAUAUGAAGUGAAGACGGCCCAGCCGGGGAAGAUAGAGGCUGAAGUUCCACAGAUGAUCCAGGAGAGGAAACAAAAGAUUAAGGAGAUCAAAGACAGAGUAGAACUGAGCAACAAAGUUGCAGACAGAGAGAUAGCCAUUGGUGGGCAGGUCUUCACUGCUCUGAUAGGCUGUGUUGAAAAGUGCCGCGAUGAAUUCAACCAAACGGUUCAAGAGGAACUGAAAUCCACAGAGAAACAAGCUGAAGACCUCAUCAAAGAGCUGGAGCAGGAAAUAGAAGAUCUGACCAAUAGAUGCUCAGAGGUGAAGCAGCUCUCACACACUAAAGACCACCUCCACUUCCUCCAGACCUUCAGAUCCCUGAAGGAUCCUCCACCCACCAGGGCCUGGACCACGGUGGAGGUCCGUCCUCCGUCAUACGUAGGGACCUUGAAGAGAUCCCUGGAUCAGCUGGAGGAGACACUGAACAUGGAGAUGAAGAAGCUGCAUGAUGCUGAACUGAAGAGGGUCCAGCAGUAUGAAGUAGAUGUGUCUCUGGAUCCUGAUACAGCUGCUCCUGGUCUCAUCCUGUCUGAGGAUGGGAAACAAGUACACGAUGGAGGUGUGAGGAAGGUACUCCCAGACAACCCUAAGAGAUUUACAAAUAUUGCAUUUGUCCUCACGAGGCAGAGCUUCUCCUCAGGGAGAUUUUACUUUGAGGUCCAGGUUAAAGACAAGACUUAUUGGUGGUUAGGAGUGGUCAGAGAGUCCAUCGACAGAAGAGGUGGGACCACGAGGACCCCUGAGACGGGUUACUGGACUCUUCUCUACAACAAGGAUGUAUUGGUAUUUAAUGAUAACCCUCCUGUCCGUCUCCCUCUGAGAGCUGAGCUCCAGAAGGUGGGGGUGUUUGUUGAUUAUGAUGAGGGUGUGGUCUCCUUCUAUGAUGUGGAAGCCAGGGUUCAUAUCUACUCUGCUACUGGCUGCACCUUCAGUGAGCCUCUCUAUCCAUUCCUCUACCCAGGUCCCCGUGAUUAUGGAGGUAACAACUCUGCCCCCCUGAUCAUCUCACCUGUCAAUCAAACAGACUAGGACCUUUGUUUGAUAAUAAAACAAAGAAACAACCAAAACAACUAAUGUUGUUUACUGAAUUAGAAUCUCUACUAUGUGAGGUCUGAGAGAACUGCAUUAAUGUUGUACUGCUGACAUUUAACGAGGAGAUGUUCUUUAAGAAUCUAUCCCCAGUUUUUGAAUACAACCCAUUGUAAAUGGUUAGAUACAAACGUAUCUUAUUCAUGAUUUCUCCUGAUUUUUUAAUACGUUUAAUGCUAUAACAUAGUAAACAGUUGCAGUCGUGUAGAAUAUUUUAGGAUGAUUAAUUUGUAUAAUAAUCCCCUUUUUCUUAAAAUGUCAAUUGGUUUAACACCUGAACACUUUUCUCAUUUAUUUUUAUUAAAAUGAAAAGGAUAAAAAUGUUAUGUGUGGGCCUACCUUAUAAUUUUAAUUGAUCAUUUCACUGGAAUAGAUACAUUCAAAUCUAAUAGAGUUUUGUAGAAAUACUUUCUCAGUGGGAGACAAAAAAAGUAUUAGUUUGUUGACAAAAAAUCUACAUUUUGAUCAUUUUGAGAUUGCUGGAAUGUUUGAAAUCACUGCAAAUUUGUAAACUUCUUUCAUUUUCUAAUAAUAAUAAUAAUAAUACA